AGGGCGGGGCGGGAGCCGAGCUGGGAGAAGGGAGCCAGCGAGCAGGCGGCAGGCAGGCACGGUCUGCGCGAGGAGCAGGCGAGCGGGAAGACGAGACGCAGCCACCUUCCUCACCAGCCAGCCCUCCGCGGUUUGUUCCCUUCCUCGGGAGUGCGCCAAUGCCUGGUCCGACCCAAACCCUGUCCCCAAAUGGCGAGAACAACAACGACAUCAUCCAGGAUAACGGGACCAUCAUUCCUUUCCGGAAGCACACAGUGCGCGGGGAGCGUUCCUACAGUUGGGGAAUGGCGGUCAAUGUGUAUUCUACCUCGAUAACCCAAGAGACUAUGAGCAGACAUGACAUCAUCGCAUGGGUUAAUGACAUAGUAUCUUUAAACUACACAAAAGUGGAACAGCUUUGUUCAGGAGCUGCCUAUUGCCAGUUUAUGGACAUGCUCUUUCCGGGCUGCAUUAGUUUGAAGAAAGUAAAAUUUCAAGCAAAGUUGGAGCAUGAGUAUAUUCACAAUUUUAAACUUCUGCAAGCAUCGUUUAAGCGAAUGAAUGUUGAUAAGGUGAUCCCAGUGGAGAAGCUGGUGAAAGGGCGUUUCCAGGACAACCUGGAUUUCAUUCAGUGGUUUAAGAAGUUCUAUGAUGCUAACUACGAUGGGAAGGAGUAUGAUCCUGUAGAAGCACGGCAAGGACAAGACGCAAUCCCUCCCCCUGACCCUGGCGAACAGAUCUUCAACCUGCCCAAAAAGUCUCACCACGCAAACUCCCCCACUGCAGGUGCGGCUAAAUCCAGUCCAGCGUCUAAGCCAGGAUCCACACCUUCUCGUCCCUCAUCAGCCAAAAGGGCUUCGUCCAGCAGCUCAGCAUCCAAAUCUGAUAAAGAUUUAGAAACACAGGUCAUACAGCUUAAUGAACAGGUACAUUCAUUAAAACUUGCCCUCGAAGGUGUGGAAAAGGAGAGAGAUUUCUACUUUGGAAAGUUGAGAGAGAUUGAGCUGCUCUGCCAAGAACACGGGCAGGAAAACGAUGACCUCGUGCAGCGACUAAUGGAAGUCCUCUAUGCUUCGGAAGAACAUGAGGGCCACCCGGAAGAGGCCGAGGCCGAGGACCAAGUCCACGACCAGCAGCCCCAGCAGCAGGAAGAGUACUGAAGCGUCCUGGCCCCUUGCGCCUCCAGCUGUGCGUGGGAACUUUUCUUCUGGAGAAACGUGUGGCCUCAAGCUCAACAGAAACCAGUCGUUCCCAGUCUGCUGUUAACAUCAACGCACUGUUGCAUCCGCCAGCCACCGCGCUCGGUUCCCAUUUCCUUUGCCAAGACCCGUUAGCAGCCGGCCUUCGGGCGGCCCGAGAGGUCACGGGGUCACAUACCUACCACUUCACCACUUGGCUGCUUGGGAUUGAUUCUGCUCUUCUCAUUUCUUUCCGGAACAACUCUCCCCACCGCCCCACCACCACCCCCUUUUUAUCCUGGUGUGAAACAAUGGUAAUUUGAUAUAUGGUAUUUAUAUUGGCAUUUCUCAACCAGUGUCACUAGAUGUCACACAUUCGUGGUGCUUUGAUGUUUGCAAGUCUAACCUCUGAACGUUAAUUUGGUCAAAUGAUAAAUUGGAGCAAAGGGAAAGAGAUCCUUGAUAUGAAAGCCAUAAGGACAGUGACUUUUAUAGGGAAAAAGCUUCCCCCUCGACUCCCAACACUAAAGGGAAAAAAAAAAAGAAUCAAAAUUAGGACUUCAGGGCCUAGCAGUAUUUCUCCCUGAGCAUGGCAGACGGUCACACAGUUAGUUUCGAAAGACAUUCACUCGAGGACACCCCCAUCCCCACUUCGCCCUCUGACUGCUUGCCCUCCCCUCCCCCACCCGAGUUCUCAUGCUCUUUUCUUUCUCAGGGUCCUCUUUGGUGGGCAGCCACUCUUCCCAAAAGCUGUCAUCAGUUACCUACAGUCCAGAGGGGGUCUGCGUAGAUGCAGGUCCUCCUGCCUCUCUGGCUUUCAGCCCAAAGCCUGUCCUCCGCGCUAGGGGACUCCUCCUCCAGAAUGACUUCAGGGUGUGCGCCCCUGAGGGGCAGGGCUCUGCGUCGUGCUGCACGCUCGCUGCCAAGUGAAGACCUUCUUACUAGGAGCAUCAUUCCAAGGGAGACUCCGGAUUCUGAAGUCUGGUGUUGACCCUGGAAUGACAGCACAGAAAAAAAAUCUAUGACUCCCCAUACCUUCGGAAAUAAGGAAUUUCCCUCGUUAAUACUCCGGCCCUCCUUGUCAUUGAUAACCGUGGCAAUUCGUAAAUAGAGGAAACAUUAAUGAAUUAAAAGCAUUCCUUAUUUUUUUAACUAAUAUUUGCACAUUUUCUUAGUAUCUUUCCAAAUCUUUGCCUCUCUUAUUCCUCUGACAGAUGGUAUCCCUUCCUGGAUCAUUCAUUUCACUUGGUUUCUGAACUUUAGAUGUACUUCGCUUGUUACUUAGCAGGUGCAAGAACAACAAACAAGUGUGCCCGCCCCACUUGCCUCUUAACUGAAAAGCUUAAAAUAAAUUUGUGAAAUAUGUAUCCGAAAGCUUUGACAUUUCUUUAUUAAUUGAUGGACUACUAAUUCUAAAUUCUAGCAUUGGAGCUUGCCACCAAAAGAAGUCUUCCCAAAAUAUCUCGCAGCAAAGUGGUAUUUGAGUUACCGGUGAACACGAUGGCUUGUAUUUGUGAGGUUAUUACAACGCACUGUGCAUAACUGGACA
Molecule: messenger RNA, 2706 nt
Organism: Enhydra lutris kenyoni (northern sea otter)
Lineage: Eukaryota; Metazoa; Chordata; Mammalia; Carnivora; Mustelidae
Product: microtubule associated protein RP/EB family member 2
Exons: 7
Coding region: 159-1139 (326 amino acids)
Biological process (GO): regulation of microtubule polymerization or depolymerization; spindle assembly; protein localization to microtubule plus-end
Cellular component (GO): spindle midzone; microtubule organizing center; microtubule plus-end
Molecular function (GO): microtubule plus-end binding
Source: RefSeq, a predicted model, not a curated record